CCCCCUCGCGCACACAGCCAGGGUGCGCAGGUUCUACCCUUAUGAACGCCCCGGCGCACUUUAUCACGGCGCCCCCUAUUUUUCCUGAUUUGAAAAGAAUAUAUAAAACCACGAAGGAACUGUUCGGUUCAUGCUAUUCCGCAACGAGGCUCUCUCGAUCGUCUCCCAAACAGAUCUUCCACGCUGCCUCCUCUCCAAAUCCAUCGCCAACCGCGUUGCUUCUUCGCAAAUCUCUCCCACGCAUACCUCAAUCUCGCUCGCAGAUUCGCAGGCAUCGCUCUCGUAUAUCGCUUUCGAUGUUCUCUGUGUUGCUUUCUCUGCGAUUGUUGUGGAAUCGAUGCGGUGUUGAAUGCAGGUGAAUGAAUGGACGUAAGGAGUGUUUCUAACAUGCAGCUGUAUGUGAGGAGAGAGGCGAUUGCGGCAUGCAUGACGUGCCCGCUCUGCAACAAGAUCUUCAGGGAAGCCACGACCAUAUCCGAAUGUCUUCAUACGUUUUGCAGGAAAUGCAUAUAUAAGAAGCUCUCAGACGAGGAAUUAGAAUGCUGUCCGAUAUGCAAUAUUGAUUUAGGCUGUGCACCAUUGGAGAAACUGAGGCCAGACCACAACUUGCAAGAUGUAAGAGUCAAAAUCUUCCCUUAUAAAAGAAGAAAGGUGAAGGCACCUGAAGUUGCACCUUCUGUCACAUUACCAGUGAAAAGAAAGGAAAGAUCACUUUCGUCAUUGGUGGUCAACACUCCCAGAGUAUCAACACAGACUGUCAUGACAGGAAGAAGGUCAAAAGCUAUAGCAAGAAAAGUUUCCUCUUUACGAGGUUCCAGCUUUCCCAUUGAGAAGCCUGUUAAGAAAGAGGAAGACGCUGAGGAAGAUCAUCCAGAGAGCUCCAGCUCACCCCAGACUCCAGCCAAAUUCACUCAGAACAUAAGGCCGAUUUCCUCUAACACUGGGAGGUCUAGCCUCCUCGAACCUGAAAAAGAAUCAGAAAAUGGUGCUGAAACAUGGGAAAGAAAAGCUGAUCUCUGGAAACCUUUAAAUUUUUUGGUGGAAGUUGCAAAUAGGAGCAAGUCUUCAAAAUAUACUUCACAAGGAUCUGUUGCUAAAUCAGAACCAUUACUUGCUCCUGAUAGUGAAGGACGUGCUCGCAAAACAAAAGCCAAGGAGCAUGGAACCAGAUCCAGAGCCGAAGAUGAGAAGGAUAGUUUUGAACCUGUUUCUUCGGGUACAGUCAAGCCUAAAAAGUUGCGGAGGAUUCGUCGAAAAAAGGAAGGUGUUUAUGGUGAAUCAGGAGUUUCAGCCCAAGCUGUGCUGGAUGCUGCUAUUGCUAAACGAGAAAGAAGGCUUAGUCCAGUUUGGUUCUCACUGGUGUCUUGUGAAGGCCGGGGAGGCCAGGCACCCCUGCCUCAGAUACCUGCAAGUUAUCUGAGAAUAAAGGAUGGUAAUGUACCUGUCUCUUUUAUCCAAAAGUACCUGAUGAGGAAGUUGGAUCUUACACAUGAAGAUGAGGUUGAGAUUAGAUGCAUGGGCCAACCGGUAGUCCCCACGUUGCAACUCAAUACUUUAGUCGACUUGUGGCUACAAACAGCUUCAACUUCACAAAGGGUAUCGGCAUCCAUUGGCUCAUCAGCAAAGGAUUUCGUAAUGGUGUUGGCCUAUGCUCGCAGGGUUCCACCUUCCUGAAUCGUUUCCUCCACAUUCUUUCUCCAUCGACUCCUCAAUAACAUCUGGCCCUUGGACUCCAUGGGAGGACAAAGUUGUAGUUCCUGCUCGAUGCAUCAUCCAUCUCCCGCACAUACAUUCUCAGUAAGCAGCCUCCUCCUACUGCAACAACCAUAGAGAUGUGCACUACAAGCGCACUCGGCAGAAUUUAUACUUAAUUGUAGUGCGACAAAGUUCUAUUUGUUGAGAAUUUCAAGCUCAUGUACCCAUUUGUGUGUUUCAUAGCUCAUUGUAGGUGAAUUUUACAAUUAUCACUUGUGCCUAUGCUCUUUCAACAUGUUUGUAACAUUUGUAUUUUCUCAAGAAAUUGGAAUCUGCUGCAGAUUAUUGUU
Molecule: messenger RNA, 2045 nt
Organism: Diospyros lotus (date-plum)
Lineage: Eukaryota; Viridiplantae; Streptophyta; Magnoliopsida; Ericales; Ebenaceae
Product: E3 ubiquitin protein ligase DRIP2-like
Exons: 7
Coding region: 364-1674 (436 amino acids)
Molecular function (GO): ubiquitin-protein transferase activity
Source: RefSeq, a predicted model, not a curated record